AUGGAGCCCCUCAUUGCCGUCGUCGGUUCAACAGGCACCGGCAAAUCCAAGCUUGCAGUGGAUUUAGCCACCCGUUUCAACGGCGAAAUCAUAAAUGGCGACGCUAUGCAAAUGUACCGUGGCCUACCCAUCAUCACGAAUCAGAUACCAAGCGAGGAACGUAACGGCAUCCCACAUCACUUGAUCAGUUGUGUCGAUUUGGAAGAGGAGCCCUGGCGCAUAGGUCAUUUCAAAAGGGAAUGCCUGCGACUUAUAAAGGACAUACACUCCCGAGGGAAGCUCCCCAUUCUGGUCGGAGGAACGCACUACUACACACAAACUGUACUCUUCCAGGAUCAGCUGGUCGAGGAGAGCCUCUUUUCAGGCGACAGUGAUGACGCACAUUUCCAUGACGAGACUGAGCCUACGUCCGCAAAGUGGCCCAUCCUUGACGCGCCGCCAGAGGUGGUCUUUCAGAAAUUAAAGGAAGUCGAUCCCGUUAUCGCCAGUCGAUGGCAUCCAAACGACGUGCGCAAAAUCCGACGAUCUCUGGAGAUUUACUUUCAGACUGGCAAGCCGGCCUCCGAGAUAUACGCGGAGCAGAAGCGUCAGAAAUAUGCAAUGGAGACAAAUGGAGAGUCUUCCCUGGGUAUAGGACAGCUCCGUUACCCGACACUGAUAUUCUGGGUGCAUUCAGAGAAGGAGACAUUGAACUGCCGACUUGCCAAACGUGUAGAUUCUAUGGUGGAGCAAGGGUUGAUGGCAGAGGCCCAGAGAAUGUGGGCUUAUCUUCGGGAGAAAAAAAAGCAAGGCAUUACUGUUGAUCAAACUAGAGGCGUCUGGGUCUCCAUCGGGUUCAAGGAAUUAGCACCCUACUUUGACGCCUUGGAUAAUGGUGCUUUGAGCGAAGGGGAGCUUGAAGCGCUCAAACAGUCGUCGAUCGAGUUGGUGAAAAUCGCAACACGUCAAUAUGCGACGUCCCAGAUCAAAUGGAUACGGAACAAGCUUUGGAAGGCGCUAGCUGACGCCAGUGCGACAGAUAAUUUGUAUCUUCUUGACAGUACAAUCGUUGAAGACUGGCAGAAGUGUGUCACCGAACCAUCUGAGCGCCUGACUCGGGCGCUGCUCAACGACGGACCCAGACCAGAUCCUAAAUCUAUCUCUGACCUGGCAAGAGAAACACUGGGCGCACGGGAGGCUCAGGCGCAGACACAGCGCAGCGACCUGCUUCAGACUUUUACAUGUGAGGUCUGCAGUAGAACAAUGGCGACAGAAGACCAGUGGAAUAUUCACCUGAACGGGCGUGCCCACAAGAGGGCAAUCAAGAAUGCAGCGAAAAGAGCAGAGCGCGAGGAAUAUUUGCGCAACCAGCAGACCUUAGGUGUUGUUCAAAACCGUGACGAUCCAACUCCUACUGAGCAGCCUUCGACACCGCAGUAG
Molecule: messenger RNA, 1419 nt
Organism: Aspergillus pseudoviridinutans
Lineage: Eukaryota; Fungi; Ascomycota; Eurotiomycetes; Eurotiales; Aspergillaceae
Product: tRNA dimethylallyltransferase
Exons: 2
Coding region: 1-1419 (472 amino acids)
Biological process (GO): tRNA modification
Cellular component (GO): mitochondrion
Molecular function (GO): ATP binding; nucleic acid binding; zinc ion binding
Source: RefSeq, a predicted model, not a curated record